Messenger RNA from Camellia sinensis, 2849 nucleotides. It is a transcript of the gene QWRF8, whose product is annotated as QWRF motif protein (DUF566). Gene Ontology annotation, cellular component: cytoplasm; nuclear microtubule. Gene Ontology annotation, biological process: spindle assembly. Gene Ontology annotation, molecular function: microtubule binding. The record is from RefSeq and is a predicted model, not a curated record. NCBI's taxonomy places the organism in Eukaryota, Viridiplantae, Streptophyta, Magnoliopsida, Ericales, Theaceae.
GAACUAACAGAGAGUUGGGUUUGGAGAGAGAUACUUUACCUUUCUGUGGGUUCACUUUCAUUCAAUUCCCUUUCAUGAAAAGGAGUUGGGUAGUAGAAAGAAGAAACAAGCCAGAGAGGUUGUGAGUGAGUGAGUGUGUAUGUGUGCACAAUACAUAUCCAGCCCAGCCGACCAUGGCAUUCCCGUGAGAGAGACAAAAGGAGAGCCAUAGAAAAAAGGCCAAAGAAUCCCUCUUAUCCUGCGCACCUUCCCACCUUUUGUCCUACACCCACAACCCAUCUCACUCUCUCUCUACUCUCCCCAAUUUGUGAAGAAGGGGGCUAGAGACCCAGGCCUUCUUUUCUUGUAUAAUUUCAGAGCAUCAGAUGUUUCCCAAUUUCCUGGUCUCUUCUUUGCCAUUUCUUGAAUCUGAUCUGAAUAUAUUUGGGGUUUUUUUAAUGAGAAAAGAAUACCCAUUUGCAGUGGUUGGCUGUGAUUCUCAAAUUCUUUCUUCUCAGAUCUGGAUUCGUUGCAGAGAAAAGGAUCUUGUUCUUGAUGAGCAAUUAGUUUCAUUUCAUUAAAUGUGAAAGUUCAUGAAAACCUGUUCAAUGUGUUUGUUUAUAUGAAAGAAGAAGGAAUCAAUGUGGUCUAAUCUUGAGAGUGUGGAUGGAUGUACAUGAAUCAGAGGAGGCAUUACGGAAACACUCAGCAGUGGAGAUCCCAAGACCACCAUUGCUUCCGGCUGACAAGAACAAUGGAACCACCCACCGGUCUCGAACAAGGGAAGUCAGUUCUAGGUAUAGGUCGCCCACUCCGUCCACGCCUUCCGGUUCCAGGCGAUGCCCUUCUCCAACUAUCACCAGAACAGUCACAACAUCCUCCCAAUUGGUACCAAAGAGGGCUAUCUCAGCAGAAAGGAAGCGGCCCUCUACACCACCAUCACCACCAAGGCCAUCAACACCAGUUCGUGAUACAUCAACAGAGAUGCAAUUGGCAUCAAGAAAUAUAAUGGGUAGUCGGUUGCCUGAGGUUUUAUGGCCUUCCACAAUGCGCAGUCUCAGUGUUUCCUUCCAAUCUGAUACUUUUUCUCUCCCUAUGACUAAGAAAGAAAAGCCAGUUACUCAUGCCCUUUCUGAUCGUGCUUUGAAGCCAUCUUCAAAUGUAGCACAAAAACAGGCUGAAACACCGGUUGUUUCAAGAAAGCCUACGCCAGAGAGAAAGAGGAGUCCUCUUAAAGGAAAGAAUGCCACUGAUCAAUCUGAGAAUUCUAAACCAGUUGAUGGUUUACAUGCUCGACUAGUAGAUCAGCAUAGAUGGCCAAGCAGAACUGGUGGGAAGGUGACUUCCAAUGCUUUAACUAGAAGCAUGGAUCUCACUGAUAAGGCAGCUAAAAUUCCAACAGUACCGAAAGUGGGAAUUGGGGUAUCUUCCCUGAGGAGAAUGUCUUUACCAAAUAUGAGUAAACCGUUACUAAAAUCAGCCAGUGACGCAGUGAAGCUAGUAUCAUAUCAUGAUUGUGGGAAUAUGGACCUUGAGGUACAUUCAGUGGAUGAUAUUAAACUGAAGGAAUCUGGAUUACAUAAGCCUGUUAUGUCACUUUCAUUGGAAAGAAUGACAUUAUUGACUCCUGCUGUUAGAUCUCAGUUAUUGACUCCUGCUGUUAGAUCUCAGUCUUUGCCAUUCCUUGGAUCACGGCCUGCAUCGCCAAGUAAGGCAUCGGUAGUUUCAUCCUCUAUUUCUAGAGGUGUCAGUCCAUUGCGAACGAAAGCCUUGAAUCCUACUCCUAGAGGUGUCAGUCCAUCUCGGGUAAGGCCAUCUACUCCAUCAAGGCCAGCCAGUCCAUCAAGACCAGCCAGUCCAUCAAGGCAAUCCGGCAGUGCUACUUCUGUGCUCAGUUUUAUUGCAGAUAUUAAGAAAGGGAAGAAGGGUGCAAACCACAUAGAAGAAGCUCAUCAGCUGCGGCUACUAUACAAUAGACAUUUGCAAUGGCGAUAUGCUAAUGCGCGAGCAGAUGCUGCUCUCUAUACACAGAAAGUAAAAGCGGAGAAAACAUUAUUCAAUGUGUGGAGAACUACGUCAGAGUUGUGGGAUUCAGUAACUGAGAAUAGGAUUAACCUCCUACAGCUGAGGCUGAAACUGAAGCUGUACUCAGUUUUGAAUGAACAGAUAGCUUACCUUCAGGACUGGGACUCAAUUGAAAGAGAUCAUACUAGUUCUUUAUCUCAGGCAAUUAAAGAUCUACAGUCAAGCACUCUUCGUCUUCCUGUUACAGGAGGGGCAAGGGGAAGUAUUGAAACUGUGAAGGCAGCUGUUUGCUCAGCCGUUGAUGUGAUGCAGACAAUGGGAUCCUCCGUUUAUUCUAUACUCGCACAGGUGGAGGGAAUGAACUGUCUGGUAUCUGAACUGGCUGAUGUGUCAGCACAGGAAAGAGCCAUGCUUGAUGAAUGUGAAGCUUUAUUGGCUUCAACAGCAGCUUUGCAGCAGGUAGAGGAAUAUAGCCUUAGGACCCAUCUCAUACAAAUGAAACAUACUUUGAAGAAUGGUCAGCAGCCAAUGAUCGGGAAUCGGAGCACCUACAUGACUGCACAGAUGCUAAGCUAACAACAUUUUGCUGUGCCUCUUCACCAAAGACAAAUAACAACACUGUCUGCUUAGGUCUUAGUGAGUGUAUAUUGAACCUUUUUUUUUUCUUUAUUUACUCUGUGGGGAAUAUGCAUUUUUUCUUCAAUUAUUUUGUUAAAUUUUUUGAAAUUUUAUUUUAUUUUAUUAUUAGCGUAGAGCUGUUGGCUCCGUGCCUUCCACAUGUAAUUUUUGUAUCACUCAACUGAAAAGAAAAUGCAUGGCAAAGGUUCAGUGAAGUUUUGUACGUC